This is a messenger RNA of Trichoderma aggressivum f. europaeum, 1950 nucleotides long. RefSeq lists its product as uncharacterized. The transcript has 2 exons. Gene Ontology annotation, molecular function: ATP binding; MAP kinase kinase activity. Gene Ontology annotation, biological process: cellular hyperosmotic response; protein phosphorylation; MAPK cascade. The record is from RefSeq and is a predicted model, not a curated record. The coding region runs from base 1 to 1950 and encodes 649 amino acids. NCBI's taxonomy places the organism in Eukaryota, Fungi, Ascomycota, Sordariomycetes, Hypocreales, Hypocreaceae.
AUGAGCGGUUCCGGCUCUGUCCCGGCCACGCCGGACAGCGUGUCUGAUGGUACUCGUGAGCUCUCGCUACAAGCAUCUCCAUACUCAGAAGACUCAUCGGUGGCUGGCACGCCCAACGGUGAUGAGCUUGGCGACUCUCCUAAGCGGCUUCCAUCCUUGAACACCUUUUCCGACCCUCGAAAUAUGAACCCCAACUCGACCACAUUGGGAAUCCUAGGCAAGGCGAGGCAUCCUCCCCAAGCAACCUCGUCUUUUAUAGGGGGCGCCGGAGCCAUGGAAAACAGCGUCAUGGCCAAGGCGCGAGCCCUUCACCAGCAGCGACUGCAAAAGGGCAUGGCAGCGGCGGGCAGCUCGCCUGUCUCACCGAUGUCCUCGUCCGGAGGCCCCGUGGCGCCCGGCUUCCCUAACCUCCGCAUGCCCCCGACCAUGCAGCGUCCCGGUGCCGUGCCGCACCCCAGAUCGGCACCUGUCCUACCAAAGCCCUCCCUUAGCGAGAGGAGAGCUAAUAUGGGUAUGGGAAUGAAGCUCUCUGAUAUGGGCGGCAGUGGCAGUCCCAUGCCUACGGGUGGGCUGCGCCGGGCCGGUGCUCCCUCUUUCUCGGCAGGAAUCCCUGGAAACGGCCCGGCUAGCGUUCCCAACGGCAAACCCUCGCUGGGAUCCAAACUAGACGACUUCAAGAAGUACAUUGAUACGGAGAAGGGCUGGAUCACUUUUGACGGUGCCGCUACGAUUACUCGGACCGGAGUCAACUUCUCUAAUGGCCAGACCUUCAGCAUAUCCCUUGACGAGGUGGAAAUAAUAGACGAGCUCGGAAAGGGCAACUAUGGAACGGUAUACAAGGUCAGACAUGCGAAGCCGAGUGCGCCGCGAUUCGGGCACGGUCUGUCGGGAGCCAAGCUGGCACCGCAUCCGCACCGCAGCCAGUCGGACUCGGCGGUCACAGACGCUGCAAGCGUAUUGGACGGUCGGACCGGUAAAGUGAUGGCGAUGAAGGAAAUUCGACUCGAGCUCGAUGAUGCCAAGUUCACCACUAUUCUGAAAGAGUUGGUCAUAUUGCACGAGUGUGUGUCUCCAUUCAUCAUUGACUUUUACGGAGCCUUUUUUCAAGAGGGCGCAGUUUACAUGUGCAUCGAGUACAUGGAUGGCGGUUCCAUUGACAAGAUCUACGCCGGAGGCAUACCUGAAAACGUCCUGCGCAAGAUCACCUACUCAGCCAUCAUGGGCCUCAAGUCACUAAAAGACGAGCAUAACAUUAUCCAUCGUGACGUAAAGCCAACGAACAUCUUGGCCAACACACGAGGCCAGAUCAAGAUUUGCGAUUUCGGUGUCAGCGGCAACCUCGUGGCCAGUAUAGCCAAAACAAACAUUGGAUGCCAGAGUUACAUGGCCCCUGAGCGGAUAUCCGGAGGUGCCAUGGCACAACCAGGCGGUACCGACGGUACCUACAGCGUCCAGAGCGAUGUUUGGAGCUUGGGCCUGACAAUCAUCGAAUGCGCCAUGGGCCAGUACCCAUACCCACCCGAAGCCUCGUCCACCAUUUUCAGCCAACUGAAUGCAAUCGUCGAAGGCGAACCCCCAGCCAUGCCAGAGGAGGGCUACACGGAUAUGGCAAAGGACUUUGUCAAGAGCUGUCUACACAAGGUCCCCAAGAUGCGACCGACGUACGCUCUGCUGCUCAAGCAUCCUUGGAUCCAGUCUUUGACUAAGCCGGAAACGAUUACUGAAGUCGCCGAAGAUGGUGAGGCCGCAGAUAAGGUAGCAGAGGCAGUGGGACACAUCGAUCUAAGCUCGGGCACCGAAGAUGCCGAGGUUGCCGAAUGGGUCAAGUCUGUGCUGAAGAAGAACGCGGAAGGGCACAACGGCGACGGUCCUAGCAAGCCAGCGCUUCAUGCCGCACCCCUGGACAGUAUCAGCCCGUUGGGAAGCCCUGUUCUCAACCAAGGCCUAUGA